Opisthorchis viverrini is the source of this 1461-nucleotide messenger RNA. RefSeq lists its product as hypothetical. The record is from RefSeq and is a predicted model, not a curated record. The transcript has 5 exons. The coding region runs from base 31 to 1173 and encodes 380 amino acids. NCBI's taxonomy places the organism in Eukaryota, Metazoa, Platyhelminthes, Trematoda, Opisthorchiida, Opisthorchiidae.
UGUUUUUUUAGCCCAAAAUGCUUUGACCCAAUGACAGACGAAUCACUGCCAGCCCAUUCUCGUAUAGAUGCAAACAAUCCUUCGUCACCCCCUAAUCAUAGCGAUUGGUACGUCCGUGACCUCGCUCUCGCUGCAGAGUUAGGGAAGACACUUUUGGAUCGAAAUCGGGUGUUGGACCAAGCGCUUGAGCACGCUCGGGCUGAAGGACAACAGAAAGAUAUCGAGCUUCAGCUACUUCAUAAACAGCUGUCCGAAUUACGGGCUCUAAGCCAGAAGCGUGGUGCUCUGGUGGACGAGGCUGAUGGAUACAAUCAGGAAUUGGACCGACUCAACCGUCAGCUUAUCAAAGAAUUGACUGCGGAUAGGCAGAAAAUCGAACGGUUAAAAGCACACGUGGCCUGUCUGGAGCAAGAAGUCAGCGACCUAUCGGAACUAUUGGAUCAUUGCACUUGUGAGCACACCUAUCCACUCCGUCCCCGUUCAGCCACGAACACCACAGACCGUUGUGCCUUACGAAGUGGCCCCCCCAGCCCAGCUUGCUAUACCCCGCCACCUAACCACUCCACCCACUCAGUCACCACUCAUCGGCACACCGUGACUACGAAAGGCAUGUUUAUUGAUGAUGAAUUCCAAGACCAACCGCAGCUGAGUACCUGUGAACUACAUUCUACUUCCGUGAUCCAGACUGACUCUAGUCACCACAUUCCUGGGGUCAGAUGGCCUUUGGGUCAGAUGUGUUCUUCGCCUUCCUUCUGUCCGACUGCUCAACUCAUCCGAUCUUCCAGUUGGCCUGCUUUGUAUGUUCCCAAUUCACCAUCGGACGAUAUCCAACCUGCUUUGAGGAAGCCAUCACACCCUAUUCAAAAUGGCAAGUGGACGAGCACAGUUUUCCAAUAUGCUGAUGAUGAUGGCCUCCGUCCACCACCUCGCUUUGGAUCUGGCUCAUCAACUCAUUCAACCCAACCCAAUGAACGAUCUAGUUGCACUGCAGACGAUUUGAAGGCCUUGAAAGAUGUGAUUGAUGAUGCGACAUUCAUUAGGCAUCUGGAGGCGAUCUACUGCAUCAAGCUUCGUUGCCAAGUGUCCAACGACUACCAGCCCCCCUACAAACAGCUCUUCCAGGAGGCAUUUCAAAUGCUUCGGACUUUGAAAACAGGUCACGCAAACUCCUGACCACCUUGCUGUGGCCGAUUUCAUUCAGUUACCCCAUGUGCAAUCCAAACUGAUACCUUAACCCAGCUUUUUUGCAUCUCGUUUGUUCAUUCAAUAACCUGUUUACUUUCUUGUUGCUACCGUGUUUCACUUCUACUUUGUAUUGUCGUCAUUCUAUCGGUUUCUCUGUGACGUCAGCUUCCUGUUGCUAUUUUUGUUCAGCAGCCUUACNUUUGUUCAAGCAGCCUUACUCCUUGUCUUUCCUGCUGAUCGAAUCAUAGUAUUUAUAUUACUAAUAAUUUCAUUAUU